This is a messenger RNA of Onthophagus taurus, 3063 nucleotides long. NCBI's taxonomy places the organism in Eukaryota, Metazoa, Arthropoda, Insecta, Coleoptera, Scarabaeidae. The record is from RefSeq and is a predicted model, not a curated record.
CUAACAAAAAUAUAACCUCAAAAUUUAGAAAACCUGUCACAUAUAUCUAUAAAUAUGAUAUAAAUUGGGUGUAAAUUAGUUUUAAUCACAAAAUAAUGGAUGAUUUGAAGCAUAAAAUCUUAUCGUUAAUAAACAAGCAGAACACGAAAAUCCCUUCGAUGGGAUUUUCGGAUUCAAGUUAUCAUUUCCCCCAAGAAACGCUCUCAAUAAACAGUAAAACUGUAACGGAGUCUGAUCGACCGGCCGAUCAAGAUAUUUUAGAAAGUAUUGAGGCUGCUUAUUUCUCGAUGAGCCCUGAUUUUGAUAUUUGUCGAUUUGAAUUAAGUAAAUUACCUGAUGUACUUGACUGUGAUCAAAUUCAAAGAGAUUUCAAAAAUCUCAAACAACAACAUCAGGUUGUCUCGAAAAAAGUGUUGCAAUUAAUUUUGGAGCAUCAAACGGCCUGUAAUGGGGAGUUCCAAGAUAUGUUGGUGAUAUAUGAUCAAUUAAAGGAAGCUUUGGGGUUGUGUAGAGGAAGUAGGAAGAAUUUAGAGAUAGCUGAACGACAAUUUUCAGAUAGUUUAGGAAUCUUAGCGAAUUAUAGGAAACGAAAAUUGGUGCAGAAUUUAUUAAAAAGUUUAGUAACCAUUCGCAAUUUACAUCACACCGAUUUUACAUUACAAAAGUUAUUACACGAAGACAAUUAUCCUGGUGCUAUCGAGCUUUUAAUCGAAUGCAGAACAUCAGCUAAUACUUACAGGCACUUUACAUGUGUUGCAGCUUUAACCAAUAAAUUACAAGAAACAUUGGAGUAUACCGAAGAGCAAUUAGACCGAGUUUUAGCUCAAAUGUGUUAUUAUUUCGAUGGUGUUAAAUACGACAAGUUACAACAAGCUUUUAAAUUGUUGGGGAAAACCCAAAUUGCUGUGGAUCAUUUACAUAUGCACUAUAUUAGUGCUAUUUACAACACUGCUUUAAAUAUUGUCCAUAUGUAUGUUUCAACUGUUGAUAAUACGGAUGUAAAUGAUAAUACGGGGAAAAAGAUUUAUAAAAAUUUGUGUUUGUCUGUAGAUCGAGAAUCGUUCAUUCCAUGCUUGGUGGAUUUAUGCAAAGCAUUAUUUAAAAUCGUAUUGAGUUACCAUCAACUCGUCAAGUGGCAUAAUAACCAAGAUAUCGAUGAAAAAGUUGAUUUAGAAGAAUCGUUUAAUAAACAAUACAUAAAACAAAAAUUGGAUCAUAAUUUACUUAAAAUUUGGCAAGAUGUGCAAAACAAGGUUUCAAAUUUGUUAUUAAACGGUGAUUUAGCUUCGUAUAAAUUCGAUCAAUUCGUGCAAGUUCUCGGAAUUGUCCAUCGAUUAAUUAAUGUUGGUGAAGAAUUUUGUGGGAGUAAAUCAGAGGAGCUUCAAGAAUCGAUUCGAAAACAAAGCGCAAAUUAUUUUCGAAAUUAUCAUUCGCAACGGCUCGACGAGUUAAAGAUUUUCUUAGAAAAUGAAAGUUGGGAGAUAUGCCCGGUUAAAGCGACCUUUCAAAUCACUCAAUUGCAAGAAUUUAAAUCGUUGAAAUCGAUUUUAAAGCAAUUUAAAAUACAAAUUUAUAAUAAUCAAAGUUUUUCGAAUUCGCAAGAUGGGAAUGAUUCCUCGAAUCAUUCCCAAGAUGGUAGCAGCGUAACCACGGGACAUUAUUUUAUACGUUACAUUGACCAUGGAACCCCGUUUGAUGGUGGUUUAGAUGAAACGAUUGUAGAAGAAGACAUUUUAGCCUCCGUCGGUGAUGAUUCAUCUUGUUAUUUCUCCGAAGAUAGCGACGAAGACGAAGAAGAAAAUGAAGAGUUAAAAAAAGACUUUGUUGAUGAGGAAUACGCCGAUGAAACUGUAACUAAUCUUCCAGAAAAGAAGCGUAAAAGUAAAGCCCCCAUUUUAACAAAUACCACAUUGACCGUUUUACGACAAAUCGGAAAAUAUUUACAAAUGUCGAGGUUAUUACGACCGAUAGCUUUGGAUAUUAUUUUAUGUAUGAAUCAAUUAUUCGAUUAUUAUUUGUUUGCGGUUCACGAAUUUUUUGCGGCCGAUUUGACCGUUUCAAGUAAUAAUUUGUAUUCACAAAAGUUAAAUUCGGUUUUAAAAAGGAUAAACGACAAUUUGAUAUGUUGCGGCGACUCCGAUGAAAAUGGCAAGAUUCCGAAACCGAUUUUAUCGCCGAUUGUGGAUUUAAAAAGAUCGGAACAACUUCAUGGUCUAGCUGAACGUGUCGUGGCGGUGGAAAGCGUGAUUUUUUUGUCGAAACAAUACGAGCUACUUGAGGAGUAUUUGGAGUAUUUGGUUCCGAGCCAAAAUAAGGUUAUUCUCCAACAAUUUUAUAAUCAGACCAUAAAUACAUCUUCCGAUCUACGUAGACCAGUUUAUAUGACGGUAGCAGCUCAGGCUUUCGAUUUUAGACAAAUUUUAAUUGCUAUGACAAAAAUAAACUGGGAAAUUAAAGAUGUAAUGUCCCAACACAAUGCUUAUAUAGAUAUAAUUCUAAGAGAGGUUCAAAUAUUUACAAUGUGCCUAGAUCAAGUUUCGCUAAAAGUUUAUAUCUCCGAUGAGGUUUUAAGGACACUUUGGGAGAAUAUAGCGCAUAUAAUAACACACACGUUAGUUCAAGGAUUUUCAGAGGCAAAAAAAUGUUCGAAUGGAGGUCGGGCUUUGAUGCAGUUAGAUUUCACACAAUUCUUAUCGAAAUUCGAAAAGAUUUCGCAGUUGAAACCUGUUCCACAUCGAGAAUACGUUGAGAAUUACGUUAAAGCGUAUUAUUUACCCGAAAAUGAGUUAGAAAAAUGGAUUAAAGAUCAUUCCGAGUAUUCCUUAAAGCACAUGUUUGGUUUGGUGAGUUGUGUUUGCCAAAACAACAAGAAAACCAAGCAACGUCUUAUACAAGUUAUUGAAGAGAAAUAUAACCCGAGGUAACAAAAAGGAAUUGAGUAUUAGGUUAAGUAAAAAUUAAAAAUCUCAUUAUUUGUUGUAAUUAUUUUAAUUGAGCACGAUUUGUACUUGUAUUUAUCUUAUUAUUUAAAAAUUGCGUCAAUAUAUCCUAUUUUACCGACAA